Messenger RNA from Pocillopora meandrina, 2177 nucleotides. Lineage: Eukaryota; Metazoa; Cnidaria; Anthozoa; Scleractinia; Pocilloporidae. The record is from the annotation of a GenBank genome assembly.
AUGGCUAAGAAAACCGACAAGAAAAAGGGGCGCUCUGCCAUCAAUGAAGUCGUGACUCGUGAAUACACGAUAAACGUACACAAGAGAAUCCAUGGCAUGUAAGUUCGGUAUUUUUGGUUUUUUUUAAAGGGAAUGACUUUUACCUGGAAGGUGGCAGCAAUGUAUUGGUUUAGCUCUUUAGAUUAGAAUCCGACGAUUGGCGGGGAAACAAUCUGAAGAAUUAUUAUUAUUGAAGAAAGGAUAAGUCUUGAAUGGCAGCGAAUUGGUUCUUGCAAUAACGACAUUCUGAGCUAUAGCUCGCCGAGGGGUAGACAAAACUUUUUGGAAAAGGAAAAUGUUUUAUUGAGACUUGUUAGUACCGUUUGCUUAUCCUCUAGGCUGGGGGAAUUAAGGGUAAUGUAAUAGAGCACGAGCUCGUCUUUCUGUUUCAAUGUGGAAAACUUCGUUCUCUACUUGGAUUAAAUGACAGUAGAUUUUGAGCAUAAAAUCUAGUUGUGACUUUGUCUAUUCUGUGUAAUAUUUCUUCAAAAAUGAUACAUAUAUUUUUUUUUGGACGACUCACUCAGAAUUCAAAGCCUGCUUUUUUGUUUCUGAUACCCUAGCUAUUUAGUUUAAAAACCUUCGAAUUUUGAGAUGAGUUAUAGGAAUCAAGCAUUCAAACAAAGGAACACAGGCUGAUCAGUUCAGCUUUUUUACCAUUUACCACAUUACCUCCAGAACUUUAAUUGUAUCUCUUUUACUGUCUAGUAUUUAACAAGUGUAAAUAGUGGCUGAAUGGUCUCUGACAUCUAACAAACCUAAAAGUCUUUUAUGUUACAAUUGCAUGAUGAUAUAUCAAUUGUAAGUUCUCUUUUCUUCCACAACAGUGGCUUCAAGAGACGAGCACCAAGGGCCAUUAAGGAAAUCAAAAAGUUUGCUGAGAAAAUGAUGGGAACACCUGAUAUUCGUGUUGACACCAACCUUAACAAACAUGUGUGGUCAAAGGGAAUCAGGUAUGCCAUUAUCAUCCACUAGAGUGGAGUUUCUGUUAACCUAUUCAGUUCCAAGAGUGAUCAAGAAGUAAUUCUCCUUGCAAUAUUAAACAGAUAGGUGAUGAGCAUAGAGAAAACUAUAAACUGAGAGAAAUUAUUUCAAAUUAAGCCACACUCUUAAAACUCUCAUGGAAUAAAAGAGUUAAGCAGACUUUUAGAAGAAUUACUUAUGACAUCAAGGGAGUGCAAAGGUAAAGAUUUGAAGAUGAACUGUUUUGGGUACAUUUAUGGUGUUUUUUUGCAGUCAAUUUUAUCAUCAGUGAAUGAAGGGGUAAGUUUCUAAAGAAACUGUGGUGCUGCGUCGGUGGGAGAGUGUAGCAGGUAAUUUAGUGUUGACAACUGAGUUGAAAACGUAAAUUAGCCAUCGUAAAGGGUAAAAAAGCUGAUGUUUCGAGCGUUAGCCCUUUGUCUAUUGCUCUGACGAAGGGCUAACACUCGAAACAUCAGCUUUUUUUACCCUUUACGAUGGCUAAUUUACAUUUUCAACUUAGUUUUUAACACUAAAUUACCCAAUUUUAUCAUCAUCUAGUCACAUUUUGAACUAAUGACAAUUGUAACCAUUUAAAUUUUGUAGAGUAAUUAAUGAAGUUAGCUACCUGCUACUCCCUUUUAUCUUGUGGCUCAGUUUUAACAUGGUUUGAAUUUUACUUUCAUUUGGUUUGAGUUAUUUUCAUGCUGAACAAUAUCUAUCAGUAGGGAAAAUUAAGAUUUGAACUAUGGAUACAAGUGAACUGUAGUAUGAUGCACUGCCUGUAGACCUGAGGGUAAAAACACUGUUAUUGGUUGUCACCCAUGAAUUUUCAGAACACAGUCAUAAAUUGUUUACUAGCAUGGUACACAUUUUUAUAUCUUUACACAUAAGGAAAAAAAAACUAACAUCCCAGAAGUGAUGCAGUGAAAAGUUUUGUAGUCUUUCAGUUAAUGGCAAAACAAACAUUUAAAGGGAUCUCUUACUUUCAUAUUGUAAUCUAACAACAGAAUUUUGUCUCAAAUAGAAAUGUGCCAUUCAGGGUCAGGAUUCGUUUAGCACGCAAAAGGAACGAAGAUGAAGACUCUGUUCACAAGCUGUACACUCUUGUCACUCAUGUCCCUGUAGCUUCAUUCAAGGGUCAGUGUUGUGUUGUUGAAACAGAAGAACUCCCUUAA